UUCGCCUUCUCACGCGCGCAUGCGGACGAUGGUGUCCUGCUGUGCAACACCAUUAUAGCCUUGCCGUAUUUCGAUAGACGCCGGUCCCAUGAUUGGCUGUUGACAUAUGUACAGUUAGCCUUGCAAAAAGCUUCGCCACGAACUGCGCUACGUACAACGAGUACAGAUCUAUGGAUCGUCACGUCUAAGAGCGCAACUAUCUACAGGCUGUCAAAAGCCUCUGGCACUUAUUGACCAUAUUGGCUAGUGUCCGGAAGAAGACUUUGAAAUCACAGACAGAGGAAGCAGGCAAAAUGGUCUUUACGCCUGACUAUGUGGCCCCAGAUGCACCGCCAGCGUUUGAAGACAUGUGCGGCGACGUGUGGACACAAAUGUGCCGUCACGAAUGCGCAUUCUCGCCAGAGAUCUUCUUUGACAAGAUGAUGAACCUCAUCAAGAACCCCAACAUCAACUCGUCGUGGCUGUUCCGCGCCGACAUUGUGUACGAUGACGCCGCAUCGCCCGCGUGCAUUGGGGAUGUCGAAGACGAGAGCAGACCUAGGGUUAGGGAGGUCAAGGACAUCCCGAGGACGAGGAUCUUGGUACGCACCCUCGUGCCCAGAAAUACGCUCCGGGACGCCCCCAUGAACCAGACCUGCACGUUCCACCAACACGCCUCGCAAGGCGAGGAGGACCUCAUCAGAAGUCUGGUCAUUUACAUCCCGCACGUUGACUCUGUCGAGGACUACCCCUUUUAUCACCCCAAGGUCAGGGGCGUAGCGCACUACCAUGAAUGGGACGCGUCCACGGGUGCAGGUUUCAUCUCCGUCCACUUCCUGCCCUUGGUGGACGUCCCCCUUGCUGCGGACAAGAACCUGCAGAGAAUCGCCUACCAUCUGCUGGAAGUCUUGCACAAACAUGGCGAGGGCGUGGCCAAGGGCUACGUCAAGCGCGUUCAGCACGACUUGAUCGUGCCACAGGUCAAGUUCCAGGAUCGAUACGCCGAGCUCAAGGGGAGGUAUGCCAGAUCCCUUAUUGGCGAAUGGGACGAGAAGACCGACCCAGUAAAGCAUGUCUUUGAAGACCUCGGCAUAGCGGCUUUCUUGAUCGAGAUGUGGACGGCCAUGUACCGGGACCAGCCCUUUCCCGGGUUCGUCGACAUUGGCUGCGGCAACGGCCUGUUGGUGCACAUCCUGAAUCAAGAAGGAUACUCUGGCUGGGGGUUUGACGCCCGGUCGCGCGGAUCAUGGCAGAAGUAUGCUUCCCCAUGCUCUGCGUCGCCCACGGGAUCGUCGCUCGCCCAGCGCCUCCUGUUGCCCUCCAUUGUCCAUUCCACCACGUCGUCUCCGGCCGAUCCAGCGACGACCCAUGACGGAGUCUUCCCGACUGGCACCUUUAUCAUAUCCAAUCACGCCGAUGAACUUACCCCCUGGACACCGCUGCUCGCAACCCUAUCAUCUAGCCCCUUCGUGGUCAUCCCUUGCUGCUCACACGCACUCUCUGGCGCCAGACAGCGUCACCCGCCCCCAAAAGACAAGUCCAAGGGCAACUCGACGUACGCGAGUCUGGUGGAAUGGACAAGGCACAUCAUGGAGCGUUGUGGGUGGGAGGUGGAAACCGAGACGUUGAGAAUACCGAGCACACGAAAUAUCGGCCUCGUUGGCAGGCGGAGAACAGUGGAAGAGGUGGACAUACGGCAGGUCAUCGCCGAGUUUGGAGGUGCAGACGGCUUUGCGAGUAAUGUCGAGCAGCUGCUCAAGGGUGGCUUGCGAGGUCAUUGAUGAUAAGAACAAAAAAAUAGAAAUGGCACAUUGGGGUCAGUUCGUACGUGUCAUUGCAUUCAUCUCAUACAUGUCUCUGACAUGCUGCUGUACAAAUCAAAUGGUA
Messenger RNA from Emericellopsis atlantica, 1866 nucleotides. Its product is annotated as uracil-O(2)--methyltransferase. The transcript has a single exon. NCBI's taxonomy places the organism in Eukaryota, Fungi, Ascomycota, Sordariomycetes, Hypocreales, Bionectriaceae. Gene Ontology annotation, molecular function: tRNA (uridine) methyltransferase activity. The record is from RefSeq and is a predicted model, not a curated record. Gene Ontology annotation, biological process: tRNA methylation. Bases 294 to 1760 code for a protein of 488 amino acids.